CGUCGUCGGCCAAGCGUGUUGGCAAUUUAAAAUACUCGUAAAUUUCGUGCUAGCAUAAAAAAUGACAAAUUCCGAAUUUCAAGCUGUAGUUUUGGCUGCGGGCCGUGGCACACGUCUGCCCGAAGUGCUUGGUGAUGCGCCCAAAUGUUUGCUGCCUGUGGGUCCAUAUCCCUUGAUAUGGUAUCCACUCAAUAUGCUAAGCAGGCAUAAUUUUACAGAGGUAAUCGUUGUAGUGCAGGAGCAGGAUAAACUAGAGAUACAGGUGGCACUAGAGCACACGCAGCUUAAAGUGAAAAUUGACUAUGCGACAGUGCCAAGUGACAGUGAUUUUGGCACGGCCGACAGCCUGCGAUAUAUAUACGACAAAAUCAAGUCGGAUUUCUUGGUUGUUAGUUGUGAUAUUGUUACCAAUGUCAGUUUAUAUCCGCUGAUCAAUAAGUUUCGUGCCGAUGAUGCUUCACUGGCUUUGUUGCUCUUUAAGAGCGGCUUUGAGUCGGAUGUAAUUAUGCCCGGUCCCAAGACGAAGCACAAGCCAGAGCGUGAUAUGAUUGGCAUUCAUCCAGCCACUCAACGUUUGGCAUUUGUUUUUGCUGCCAGCGAUUGUGAGGAUACGCUUAACAUUCAGCGUCAUCUGCUCAAGAACAAGGGACAGCUGGAUGUCUACGGACGCCUGCUGGAUGCGCACAUCUAUGUGCUAAAGAAAUGGGUGAUCAACUAUCUACACAGGAAAGAGAAAAUUUCAACAUUUAAGGGCGAGUUUCUGCCACAUCUCAUUCGCAAACAACAUGCGAGGCGGUCAUCAAAGACGGUGCCGGAUACAACCUCCGAUUUGGGCAUUGCCACCAAGCAUGAGGAUAAUAUUUUGCAUUAUGUAACGCACACGGCGCUGGAUCAGAAACUCACACAGACUUCGCUGUUCAAUCAAUCACUAUCGCAUGUGCCCUACCACGGCGACGUAGUGCGGUGCUUUGCAGUGCAAGCACCAAAGGAGGCAAUUGGAGUGCGCGUUAAUACCACGCUCAGUUUUCUGGCCAUCAAUCGCAAACUCUCGGGCAUUUGGACGGAGCUAUGCGGCGACACACAUCCUCUGAUCGCACCAGGUGCAGUGGUCAAGUCGACACAAACCAAGGACAUCAUUGUCGCCGACAAUGCCAAGCUCUCGGAGAAGACUUCGCUCAAUUGCAGCGUCUUUGGUGCCAAUUGUGUUGUUAGUCCGAAGAAUAUUGUAACCAAUUCGAUCAUUAUGGCCAAUGCGAUUGUGGAAGAGGGCUGCAAUAUCAAUAACUGCAUCAUUGGACAUCGGGCGCAUGUGAAGACUGGCUCUGUUUUAAAUAACUGUCUGGUUGGGCCCAACUAUGUGGUGGAGGAGGGCACCAAGAGCCAGGCGACGCAGCUUUCCAAUGCUGAUCAAUACAUGGAAAUUGAUAUACAAUGAAGAUGCUUAACUUAAAACGUUGCGUACUUUAUUAACGAAAUGAGUUAGAAGGCGGAUUCUUCUAGCAGGACAUUAAAUAUUACAAAUAA
Molecule: messenger RNA, 1524 nt
Organism: Drosophila hydei
Lineage: Eukaryota; Metazoa; Arthropoda; Insecta; Diptera; Drosophilidae
Gene: eIF2Bgamma
Product: translation initiation factor eIF-2B subunit gamma
Exons: 5
Coding region: 62-1435 (457 amino acids)
Biological process (GO): cytoplasmic translational initiation; biosynthetic process
Cellular component (GO): eukaryotic translation initiation factor 2B complex; guanyl-nucleotide exchange factor complex
Molecular function (GO): translation initiation factor activity; guanyl-nucleotide exchange factor activity
Source: RefSeq, a predicted model, not a curated record